This is a messenger RNA of Physella acuta, 534 nucleotides long. RefSeq names its product sporozoite surface protein 2-like. NCBI's taxonomy places the organism in Eukaryota, Metazoa, Mollusca, Gastropoda, Physidae. The record is from RefSeq and is a predicted model, not a curated record.
AUGAACCUCACCGAUGAAAGCGCGGACCACCGUGAAGUUAACUGUUUUACUUGGUUUAGGUCGGCGCCGAGCACUGAUCGUGACGUCACGUCGAGCAGAAGACCAUCCAAGUUCAACCCUACAGGCCGGUCACAUGACUGGGUGCCCCACUUCUCUGGGUUCAAGCUGCCACUCGCCUUUGACAAGAGUAAGCCCUUAAACCCCAAACCCUCAAAGAGUAAGCCCUUAAACCCCAAACCCUCAAAGAGUAAGCCCUUAAACCCCAAACCCUCAAAGAGUAAGCCCUUAAACCCUAAACCCUCAAAGAGUAAGCCCUUAAACCCCAAACCCUUAAGAAGUAAGCCCUUAAACCCCAAACCCUCAAAGAGUAAGCCCUUAAACCCCAAACCCUCAAAGAAUAAGCCAUUAAACCCCAAACCCUCAAAGAGUAAGCCCUUAAACCCCAAACCCUCAAAGAGUAAGCCCUUAAACCCCAAACCCUCAAGCAACAAAAACAGCUGCCACAACCAAAUGGAACCUACAACAUUUUCCUAA